Molecule: messenger RNA, 1873 nt
Organism: Triticum aestivum (bread wheat)
Lineage: Eukaryota; Viridiplantae; Streptophyta; Magnoliopsida; Poales; Poaceae
Exons: 3
Coding region: 1-1116 (371 amino acids)
Source: RefSeq, a predicted model, not a curated record
AUGGCCGAUAUCGAGAACCCACUCCCGGCUGCGGCAACGGCGGAGCCGAGCCGGAACGGCUUCUGGGCGUGGAAGGAGAGAUUCGUUCUCAACCACCUCACCCUCUACAAUCCUGCCGACGACGAUGACGCCACCAACGGCGUCGCGAGUGCCGACGCCGACCAGGACAGCAGGCGCAGAUUCCUAUGGGGUUCGACUCUGCUCGCAAUCUUCAUCGAACUCAGCACCGCAUUACUCAUAGCGAGCAUCGAGCCGUCCACUGCCGGACCGGCGGUGUAUCUCGCCUCGCGCGUCGUCGGGCGCAAGUGCCGCACGCACACCACGCGCCCAUUGGUCCCACGUGCACCACUCAGGCACCCGUCCUUAUCCCAGCAACCCCACGUCCUUAUCCUCACCAACUGCACAUCCACACAAACCUCAUCCUCUCGCUCAUGUCUCACCUGCCUCGCCUCUGUCUCUCGCUCGCGCCGUCGCAUCUUUGCUCCGGCGAGCCCCACCACUAGCCACACGAGGAGCUGCAACCGGAGGACGGAGGAGCUGCUACUGGCCACUUCGGAAGCUGCAACCGACGGGCAGAGGAGCUACAAGCCGGGAACUAAACAGACGACUGCCGUGCUAGAUUCAGCACGCCGGGGUGCUGCAACCGGCAGAUCAAAUGGCUACAACUACCUUUUGUUUUUGCUGAGACCGGUGAGAAAUUUCACUGUGACCAUCGACGCUUGCAGCUUCGGCGAGAGCAGCAUCUACUCGCCGCGGAUACACGCGCAGCUCGUGCUUUGCCCCAAUAGCACGAUGCGUGCAGCUCUAACGAGGGGCAGUAUCUACUCGCGUGCGGCCAUUCCCCAACAGAUGGCUUGUCACGGACGACGAUCUGCGCGCUCCGCUCCGCUCAUAGGAGAGAACAACCACCAUCGGAAGAUGCCUCAACCUCGGCGCGGCGGAGCUACAAGUGUAGGUCCGGGAGCUGCAACCAGCAAGACAAAUGAUGGAACUGGCGACGACCGUGCUGCGUCGGCGACGGCGGCGGUCCACCAUUGCUGGAACCAGCUAUUUUUUUGCUGGAACUACCAUUAUUUUUUGCUGGAACUACAUUUUUUUGUUGCUGCAAUCAACUAGUGUGUUUGCUGCUGAGUUUUUUUGCUGGAACUGCCUUUUUUAUUUGCUACAAUCGUCUUUCUCAUAUUUGUACUGCUGAGAUUAUUUUUGCUCGAAACGUUAUCUUUUUUGGUACCAUUGUCUUCUUGUUUUGCUGGAACCAAUAUUUUUUUCCAAGGAUCCAACUUGAUGGUGAUGCGAGUAGCUUCUUUUUGUGAACUUUGACAGGGAGCACGGCAGCAACUGUUGACGACGAGGGUAAACGGGGCAGACACACGCAGCGUGACGCGGUGGCGAGGUGCGGUUGGCAUGUGCUUGUGGUUUUUUUGUCAGAUCUCGUGCGCGGUGGGGAAGAAAGGGAUGGGCGGGGGAAGGAUCAGACGGCUGACAGGGGCAGAAUCGUACGGCUCACGAGUGACCGACCCAAAGCGUCGCGGUGGCGAGGUGCAGCUGGCAUGUGCUUGUGUUUUUUUGUCAGAUCGCGUGUGUGGUGGGGAAGAAAGGGAUGGGCGGGGGAAGGAUCAGACGGCUGACAAGGGCAGAAUCGGACGGCUCGCAGGUGAACGGCUCAAAUUUGGGCCGGCGCGCCGACGCCUAUCAUCACCCUUAGAAAUUGUUAAAGCAUAGGCUUGUAGGAGACCUUCUUUGGUGGAUUCGUGUCGUGGUUGUGUGGACAGCGGGAGAGGCCGACUGCCACUGGGCAUCCCUGUGGCCUCCUUGAUGUUGUUUGCUUGGCCUGUUCAUAGUGGCCGCAGCGGCUGCAGGUGGUACAAUGACA